UUUUUUUUUAAGCUGUUUCAGCCCAGAAUGGCUGUGGAAUGCAGAGCAAUUUCAACUCUGAAACCUCAGACUCAUCAGGAAGAAGAGUUAAUACUAUUAAAAAUAGGAGAUAGCUUUUCCUGGGGUCAGAAGUUUAAACAGAAUGGGAGUAACCAAUCUUGCCAAGAAUUGUUUCGUCAGCAAUUCAGGAAGUUUUGCUACCAUGAGACCCCUGGGCCCCGAGAGGCUCUGGGUCGACUCCAGGAGCUUUGUUAUCAGUGGCUAAUGCCAGAAUUGCACACAAAGGAGCAAAUCCUGGAGCUGCUGGUGCUGGAGCAGUUCCUGAGCAUUCUGCCUGAGGAGCUACAGAUCUGGGUUCAGCAACAUCAUCCAAGAAGUGGGGAGGAAGCUGUGACCCUGUUGGAGGAUUUGGAGAGAGAGUUUGAUGAUCCAGGGCAACAGGUUCUAUCUGGUCCACAGGGACCAACAAUACCAUGGAAGGACCUGGCCUGUCAUAGAGCAUCCCAAGAACUGUCAGGCUUCCAGCUCCUACCUCCGAAGACACAGUUGAAAUCCUGGAAACCUUGUAUUUUCCCUAAAAAUGAUCACAAUAACAGUGAAACUGCAGCAAAGGAGGACAUCUUAGAAGAAAAGUCACAAGCACUGUCUCAGAAACCUUCAUUUGUAGGAGUUAGUAGACAUGAAAACAAUUUAGAGUGUCAGCAAGGAAGUCCUACAGGAGAGAAAUCAAGAUCUGUCCACAGGGGCAGCUUAAGCCAAGUCAUCUUCACACAGAAAUCUUUAGGAAAGACAGACUAUUGUGAUGAGGCUAAAAGAUGCUUGAUUCUAAGUACAAACUCCAUAACACACCAGAAAAUUCCUGUAGAAGAGAGACCUUAUAGAUGUGAUGUGUGUGGGCACAGCUUCAAACAGCAUUCCUCUUUAACCCAACAUCAGAGAAUCCAUACUGGAGAAAAGCCCUACAAAUGUCACCAAUGUGGGAAAGCCUUUAGUUUGAGGUCUUAUCUUAUUAUUCAUCAGAGAAUUCAUAGUGGUGAAAAAGCAUAUGAAUGUAGUGAAUGUGGAAAAGCCUUCAAUCAGAGCUCAGCCCUCAUUAGACAUCGAAAAAUUCACACAGGUGAGAAAGCCUGUAAAUGUAAUGAGUGUGGCAAAGAAUUCAGUCAAAGUUCUUAUCUCAUUAUACAUCAAAGAAUUCACACUGGUGAGAAACCCUAUGAAUGUAAUGAAUGUGGGAAAACCUUUAGCCAGAGUUCAAAGCUUAUUAGGCACCAGCGAAUUCAUACAGGUGAGAGACCCUAUGAAUGUAAUGAAUGUGGGAAAGCAUUCAGGCAGAGCUCAGAGCUGAUCACCCAUCAGAGGAUACAUAGUGGAGAGAAGCCCUAUGAAUGUAAUGAGUGUGGAAAAGCCUUCAGUCUGAGCUCAAACCUCAUCAGACAUCAAAGAAUUCACAGUGGAGAGGAACCAUACCAGUGUAACAUAUGUGGCAAAACCUUCAAAAGGAGCUCAGCUCUUGCUCAGCAUCAGAGGAUCCACUCUGGGGAAGAAACUUACAUAUGUAAUGAAUGCGGGAAGGCUUUCAGACACAGAUCAGUCCUUAUGCGCCAUCAGAGAGUCCACACUGUAAAGUAACUUAGGACUAUGUUGGGUUAUGAAUACUUUAGUCAGACUUUAUUAAAGGACAAAUUUUGGAGCAAGAUUCCAUAAAGGCUGUAAAGUGCCAAGUCUUGAAUCAGUCUCACAUGCUUCGUGCAGUAAUUCUGAUACUCAUGCAAGUUCUUGAAACUCCAUGUGGCUCAUCAAAACGAAAUGUUGCUCUUCACAUUAGGAAUACUCAGGAAAUAAAAGAAUGUAACAUUGAAGCCCCA
This is a messenger RNA of Jaculus jaculus (lesser Egyptian jerboa), 1865 nucleotides long. Its product is annotated as zinc finger protein 397. The transcript is spliced from 3 exons. The record is from RefSeq and is a predicted model, not a curated record. Gene Ontology annotation, molecular function: RNA polymerase II cis-regulatory region sequence-specific DNA binding; DNA-binding transcription factor activity. Lineage: Eukaryota; Metazoa; Chordata; Mammalia; Rodentia; Dipodidae. Gene Ontology annotation, biological process: regulation of transcription by RNA polymerase II. Bases 28 to 1629 code for a protein of 533 amino acids.